Molecule: messenger RNA, 1621 nt
Organism: Ctenopharyngodon idella (grass carp)
Lineage: Eukaryota; Metazoa; Chordata; Actinopteri; Cypriniformes; Xenocyprididae
Exons: 3
Coding region: 341-1378 (345 amino acids)
Source: RefSeq, a predicted model, not a curated record
AUCCUGGAGGAUGAGGAGUCAGAGAGGAAGCUGAACACACAGCUCCAGCAGAGGGAGGGUGGAGCAAUACAUCCUCAUACACAAACACAACACGUAUCACCCAUCUAAGAUAUACAGCCGGUGGCGGUAAUACUCCUGAGUGAACGGCCAUUAAGAAGAUGAAGAAGAAUGCUUAGUCACAGUUCUGUGUCCCUGGGGAAGAAUUGGGGUGCCAGUACUAGCCAGAGUCCUCUGUGUGUGGUGGUGGUUCGGCUGUCAGUCUGCAGUGUUCACAACGGGGGUUUCGCUUCUGUGCUGUGAGAGAGCCCGAGUUCCCCAGUUCUGAAGUGGUUCAGGCACGAUGAACGGCAUUAUUCCCAAGAGCAAAGCAAAAGGCACUGACAUCUGUGGAGUAGGUCACUGGUAUUAUUAUAUAAUCCGCUCUGAUCUCUGCAGCUUUUUGCAGUCAAGAAAUUUAAAUAAAGGUUCAGCCAUCUCUAUUCGAAGUCUGCACCCUUCCUGCCAAAAUGGAGACCAUUACCUUGGUGAUUCGGAUAACUAUUUUUACAUCAUCAAGGGCAAUGAGUACCGCAGAGUCAGGGACCUGACGACAGACAGCAAUGCUGUAGUUUACAGCCUUCAUCCCAACUGCCAGGGUGGAGACCACUACCUCUCAACUGGUAUAGAUUUUUUCAUCAUCUUCCAAGAAAAAGGCAGGUAUCGAAGAACAACAAACAUGAGCCAAGACUCAGAUGCUGAAGAAUACGACCUGCAUCCCGACUUCAGAAACGGUCUCUAUUACUGGGGCGUACAAGGCUACUUCUCCUUCCUCAAGCCAGGCUCAAAGUGGGGAGUUGAGUUCUACACCGGUACCAACCUCAGCAGUAAUGAUCACCCUGAAGUCUAUUCUGUUCAUCCUGAUGUUCUUAACUUCCUCCCUGGUGGGCUGUCAGUAACUAUAGGCCCAGCCUUUGCCAUUUGGGAGAAUAUUAAAACUAUAACUAAUGACCACAGUAAUAAACCAGUGACAUGGACAAGGAAAAUCACUAAAAAGGUGGGAUACAAUAAGGAGAAGAUGUCCCAGAUCACACACAACUGGAACAUAGCCAUAUCAGCCUCAGCUAAAUUUGGAGAGCUUUCAAAGUUAAUUACGAAAAUGCACCUCUCCCUUUCUGCAGAAUAUGGAGGUUCACAUGUCAGCACUAAAAACGAAAGCUGGAACGAAAUGACUGAAGAGGAAGAAGAACUCACAUUUGAUCUGAAGCCAAAUGAGUCUGUAUAUCUGUGGCAGUACAGACUGGGUCUUGGUCAAGAACAAGUGUUGUUCUGCCGUGAUUUAAAGAUUACAGAUCGUCCUAUCCGUCCAACUGAAGACCUGCUGCCACCCACACAAUCAUGAAAACAUAUCAGGAUGGUUUAACUCCAAAGAUAAUCAAGUGCUUCAAUUAUAUACCUUAAUUAUACUUAUCAAGUAAUUAUUUAGAUAUCUGCAUGCAUUGCUUAAAAUGAGGCUGGAAUUGUUUAAUAUAGCAAAGAGAUAUUUCAGUUAUAGUCAAUGUAACUACAAAUGACAACACAAUCCAUUAUUGUCAUUAUUAUUGAAAUUUUGUGUUUAUGAUUAAAAGAAACUUGCAGAAUCAUA